CAACCACGACUCGCUGGAUCUGGGAGCAGGGUAUCUAUAGGAGGUAGAUGGCAGAUACCUACAUGUUACCUACAUGACACCUAGUCACAUGCACGCUUGGUCUCGGCUUACUACAGGCACUGGUGGGGCAGCAGCAGCAGCAGCAUUGAGAUCAUCCCACUUCGUGCACCCACCACCAUACAGGUACAACCCGAUCUUUACUACCUUCCCAUUCCGUACAUCGCCGCGGAGCUAUACCUCAAACACCACCUUACAGACGGAGAGCGCGCCAACAAUACGAGGACGGGGUUCACUCCACACUGCUAGAGCUGCUAGAAAUACAACUGCUCUGCUUCCUGCGGUCAUUCGAAACUGCUCCAGUCACGCCUCCAGUGCCCUCGUCAGAAUGGCCUCCGAUCGAGAUGUUCUUUCGGACGAUGUGAAGCCAUCCAACUACGCAAUAUCGCUGAAUAAUCUGAGCGCUGGCGAGCCAUGGACAUAUCAAGGCAAGGUCGACAUCGAGCUAGAGGUCAAGAAGCCCACCAAGUCCAUCACAUUGAACACGUUCGAGCUCAAAGUACACUCUGCGGAGUUUGUGUCCGAUUCCGGAAAGCAUUCAUCUGCGGUCAAGGCGUCCAACAUCUCUUACGACAAUAAGAACCAGAGAUGUACUUUCACAUUCGAUCAAGAGCUGCCGCAAUCGCCAAAGUCGGUGCUUUCCAUUGCGUUUGAGGGCAUUAUGAACAACCACAUGGCAGGCUUCUACAGGUCAAAGUAUAAGCCUGCUGUAGAAGCAGCCAAGGGUGUGGCUCGAGAUGCCGAGAACCAUUACAUGUUCAGCACCCAGUUUGAGUCGAGCGACGCUCGUCGCGCAUUUCCUUGCUUCGAUGAGCCGAAUCUCAAAGCCACGUUCGACUUCGAGAUCGAGAUCCCGGAGGACCUGGUGGCGUUAUCAAAUAUGCAAGAGAAAGCAACCAAGAAGAGCAAGGAUGGGUACAAAAUUGUCAGCUUUGACAGAACGCCAGUCAUGUCAACGUAUCUUUUGGCAUGGGCCUUUGGCGAUUUCGAAUACGUCGAAGACUUCACCCGGCGGAAGUACAACGGAAAGAGCCUACCCGUGAGGGUUUAUACCACCAAGGGCUUGAAGCAACAAGGUCAACUGGCUCUGGAGAGCGCACACCAGAUUGUCGACUACUUUUCAGAGAUCUUUGAUAUCGAUUAUCCUCUACCCAAGGUCGAUUUGCUUGCGGUCCAUGAAUUCUCACACGGGGCCAUGGAGAACUGGGGCCUCAUUACAUACCGAACGACUGCCGUCCUAUUCGACGAGUACGCAUCGGACCAGAAGUACCGCAACCGAGUCGUCUACGUUGUUGCCCACGAGCUUGCUCACCAAUGGUUCGGCAACCUCGUCACUAUGGAUUGGUGGAACGAGUUGUGGCUCAACGAGGGCUUCGCCACCUGGGUUGGUUGGUACGCAGUUGAUCACCUGCAUCCCGACUGGGAUGUUUGGGGCCAGUUCGUUACGGACAGCAUGCAGAUGGCUUUCCAGCUCGACAGUCUCAGGACGAGUCAUCCUAUCGAAGUUCCUGUCAGGAACGCUCUGGAGGUCGACCAAAUCUUCGAUCACAUAAGUUACUUGAAGGGCAGUUCCGUCAUCCGCAUGCUGGCCUCACACCUCGGUGUGAAGACUUUCCUCAAGGGUGUUUCAGAUUACCUGAAGGCCAACACCUACUCGAACGCAACUACCAAUGAUCUGUGGUCGGCACUGAGCAAAGCCUCUGGCCAGGAUGUGAACGAGUUCAUGGACCCAUGGAUCCGCAAGAUUGGGUUUCCAGUGGUGACAGUAGCCGAAGAGCCAGGCCAGAUCAGCGUAGAGCAAUCCCGAUUCCUCUCGGCUGGCGAUGUGAAGCCAGAAGAAGACGGUACGACCUGGUGGAUUCCACUUGGGCUCAAGACUGGACCACAGGCUACAGAGGCGCAACGUGAAGCACUGACUACCAGGAAGGACACAUACCGCGACAUUGACACGAGUUUCUACAAGGUCAACAGCGAUCAGACUGGCUUCUAUCGCACGAACCUACCUCCGCCACGCCUGGUCGAACUGUCGAAGCACCUCGAUAAGCUUUCGGUGCAGGAUAAGAUCGGACUCGUGGGAGAUGCCGCCGCGUUGGCUGUUGCUGGCCAGGGUACCACAUCAGCUGUGCUUUCUUUCUUGGAGGGUUUCUCCACGGAGACGAACUAUCUUGUGUGGAGUGAAGUUCUGACCAGUCUCGGCAAGAUAAGACGCAUCUUCUCGUCUGACGCAGAAGUGUCGCAGGCGUUGCGAGAAUACACACUCCGGCUCGUUACUCCUGCGGCUGAUAAGAUUGGAUGGACCUUUUCUCCGAGCGACGACUACCUCACAGGUCAACUGCGUGCUCUUCUCCUCAGUACAGCUGGCCUCGUCGGGCACGAGCAGGUUGUAGCAGAGGCGCAAAGACAGUUCCAAGCAUUCCUUGAUGGAGACGCGAAGGCCAUCCACCCAUCCCUCCGAGCUGCUGUGUACAAGAUCUCCAUCAAGAACGGCGGCGAGGCGGCAUACAAGGCAGUUCAGAAGGAAUUCCUGACGACCAAGUCGAUUGAUGGGCGGGAGAUCACGCUGCAAGCCAUGGGCCAAGUCCAGUCACAAGAACUCGCAAACGACUAUUUAAAGUUUGCCUUUGGCGGGAACGUGCCGAUCCAGGACCUGCAUUCGGUCGGCGCAUCGCUCGGAAACAAUUCGAAGGUCCGCGAGACUGUCUGGCAGUACAUCAAAGCAGAGUGGCCUGCAAUUCGCGAGAAGCUCGGUGGGAACAUGGUCGUGCUCGAGCGUUUCCUGCGCACGAGUCUGCAGAAGUUCGCGGAUGCCGGGGUCGAGAGAGACAUCACCACUUUCUUCAGCGACAAGGACACCACUGGCUACGAUCGUGGACUGGCUGUUGUUGCGGACACAAUCAUCGGGAACGCGAGAUACAGAGAGCGAGAUGUCGAGAAUACCCGCGAGUGGCUGAAGGCACAUGGCUACGCAAAGUAGACAGUCGGCUGCUCCAGGGCUGUUCAUACGUGGCAGGGCAGAAGUGUACAACUACCUUAGGUACAUGUACAUAGCAACAGGUAACUGUACGGCUCAACGUCGUCGUCGAUGUGCAUGAG
Messenger RNA from Sphaerulina musiva SO2202, 3150 nucleotides. RefSeq names its product aminopeptidase 2. Gene Ontology annotation, cellular component: cytoplasm. Gene Ontology annotation, biological process: peptide catabolic process; proteolysis. The transcript has 3 exons. The record is from RefSeq and is a predicted model, not a curated record. The coding region runs from base 74 to 3031 and encodes 985 amino acids. Lineage: Eukaryota; Fungi; Ascomycota; Dothideomycetes; Mycosphaerellales; Mycosphaerellaceae. Gene Ontology annotation, molecular function: zinc ion binding; metalloaminopeptidase activity; peptide binding.